AUGGCGACAGGACUAACCGCCACUAUAACCUUGAAACCCUUAAACCGUCACCACAAACCUUUGUUCCCUCAUCUCCAAAAACCAAACUCAACAUUUAUCUUCUCUCCUCUAAGAUGCAGAACAACCCCAAAAACACAAAGGUUGAAAAACUUUACCCUUUGUGUUCUCAUGGAAGAUCCAAAACAUGAUACCCAAUCGGAAAUUGAAGAACAAAAACAACCCCUUUUAGUUGUGUCACAAAAAAUGGAAGAGAAAUUGGCAAGGAAAAAAUCAGAGAGAUUGACGUAUCUUGUUGCAGCUGUUAUGUCAAGUCUUGGGAUAACAUCUUUGGGUGUUUUGUCGGUUUAUUUAAGGUUUUCAUGGCAAAUGGAGGGUAGUGGAGAAAUUCCUUGGUCUGAAAUGUUUGGUACAUUUGCUCUAUCUGUUGGUGCUGCUGUUGGAAUGGAGUUUUGGGCUAGAUGGGCUCACAAGGCUCUUUGGCAUGCUUCCUUAUGGCACAUGCAUGAGUCCCAUCAUAGAGCAAGAGAAGGAGCUUUCGAGUUGAACGAUGUUUUUGCAAUAAUCAAUGCUGUUCCUGCUAUCGCUCUCCUUAACUUUGGUUUCUUUCACAAAGGAUUGAUCCCUGGUCUUUGCUUCGGUGCCGGUCUUGGCAUUACGGUUUUUGGAAUGGCCUACAUGUUUGUACAUGACGGUUUAGUUCAUAGAAGAUUCCCAGUGGGACCCAUUGCCAAUGUACCCUAUUUCAGAAGGGUAGCUGCAGCCCACAAACUUCACCAUUCAGACAAAUUCAAUGGAGUCCCAUAUGGGCUGUUUUUGGGACCAAAAGAACUUGAAGAGGUGGGAGGACUAGAAGAGCUAGAGAAAGAGAUAAGUAGGAGGACAAAAUCAUACAAUAGUUCAUGA
Messenger RNA from Vicia faba (fava bean), 903 nucleotides. The record is from the annotation of a GenBank genome assembly. Lineage: Eukaryota; Viridiplantae; Streptophyta; Magnoliopsida; Fabales; Fabaceae.